AUGGCCGCGAUGCACCACCAUUUGGCUUUUGCCUUCGGUAUCCUAGGUUGGUUCGAAAGAGCCCUCUACCUCUCUCGCUUUCCCUCUCAUGCUCGAGAACGCCUACUUCGUCUCUCGUUUCUCGGCGAUGGGGUUCUGUGGCUCCUGCGGGGAACGUGAAUCCACGGGCCGCUCUCCUAUUUCAUUCGCUAUUGUUUCUCCCAUCGGCGAUUUUCCGAUCGAAUUACCACAGAACGCUGCUAUUUCAUCUCGUUCUUCUUCACACUUGCCACCGUCUUGAUCGUCUUAUCUUCGCUUGGCCUACAGGGAACCUCAUCUCAUUUAUGGUCUAUCUCGCCCCAGUGUAAGCAAUUACUCCUCCUCCCCCUCCUGUUUCAACAUUUCUGUAUCAUUUACGUGUAUGGCUAGCCUUUAACUCCGCCGGGGACCUCAGGCCGACGUUUUACCGGAUAUGCAAGAAGAGGUCGACGGAGGGCUUCCAGGCGGUGCCGUACGUGAUAGCUCUCUUCAGCGCCAUGCUGAUGAUCUACUACGCAUUGAUCAAGACGAACUCCUUCCUCCUUAUUACCAUUAACGGGGUCGGCUGCUUCAUAGAGACCGUAUACAUCGUCUUGUUCCUCACUUUCGCGCCAAAGAAGGCCAGGGUAACCAUCUCUCCUCCCUCCUCUCCUCCCCCCAUCCGGACGGCAUAGCAGCCCAUUUCCGGCGGCUCGCACGGCGGCGUGCCCUCUUCUAACCGGUGACACACUUCCACCGCUGCAGAUAUCCACUCUGAAGCUGCUGCUGUUGUUGAACGUUUUGACGUACUGUAUCAUCGUGGGCCUGACCAUGUUCCUCCUCAAGGGCGCCAACCGCGUUCGAGUUAUCGGGUGGAUCAACGUCGGGUUCUCCGUGAGCGUUUUCGCGGCUCCGCUGAGCAUCAUGGUCAGCACAGUAGAGCUCACCAUCUUAUGAUAUUUUAUCACAUUGAAUGAGUUUCUUAGUCAUUGGGUUCCGGUGAGCAGAGGCUGGUGAUACGCACCAAGAGCGUGGAGUUCAUGCCGUUCACACUCUCUUUCUUCCUAACCCUAAGCGCCGUUGUCUGGUUCGGCUACGGUUUGCUGAUCAGGGAUCCCUACGUUGCGGUGAGUAUCUAUCCACCGAGGAAUCGUCGUCUUGCUGCACUUGUGGAAGCGAUCUCCUGAAGAAGCUCAUCUUCUAUCCGGGUUCUUUGCCAGGCGCCGAACAUACUGGGCUUCCUCUUCGGAGUGGCGCAGAUGGUUCUCUACAUCAUCUAUAAGGAUGCGAAGCAGCUGAGGGAAUGCAAGGACCCAGAGAAGGCCACCGGCCUGCCGGACUCCAAGCACCCCGAGGUGGUCGUCAAGGUCGGCACCAUGGCCGCUUCGGAGGUUCAUCCCAUCGAACCCCCGAAGCAGGAAUCCCACGGGAAGGGCGAAUCGGAGAGGCGGCACCCGCAUGGGGAAGAAGAGGCCGGCGGCGGAGGAGGCGGUGGGGACAAGAAUAGCGUGGCGGGCCCGGGCGAGAUCGAGCUGAACCCGCCUCGGGCUUGA
Messenger RNA from Spirodela intermedia, 1550 nucleotides. NCBI's taxonomy places the organism in Eukaryota, Viridiplantae, Streptophyta, Magnoliopsida, Alismatales, Araceae. The record is from the annotation of a GenBank genome assembly.